Messenger RNA from Anarrhichthys ocellatus (wolf-eel), 2208 nucleotides. RefSeq names its product cyclin-K-like. The transcript has 10 exons. The annotation marks the transcript as partial. Gene Ontology annotation, molecular function: cyclin-dependent protein serine/threonine kinase regulator activity. The record is from RefSeq and is a predicted model, not a curated record. Gene Ontology annotation, biological process: regulation of transcription by RNA polymerase II. NCBI's taxonomy places the organism in Eukaryota, Metazoa, Chordata, Actinopteri, Perciformes, Anarhichadidae.
AACGCGGACCUGUCCACCCUGGACCACAUCAAACCCCUGUUAAUCUGGGACAGGAAGGACGCGGCCACCCUGGAACACAUCAAGCCAUGCUGGUACUGGGACAAAAAGGACCUGGCCCACACCCCAUCCCAGUCAGAGGGGCUGGACCCCGCCACUGAGGCCCGGUACCGCAGAGAGGGGGCUCGCUUCAUCUUUGAUGUUGGCACGCGGCUUGGGCUACACUAUGACACACUGGCUACUGGAAUCGUUUACUUCCACCGCUUCUACAUGUUCCACUCCUUCAAGCAGUUCCCUAGAUAUGUGACAGGAGGAUGCUGCCUUUUCCUAGCAGGCAAAGUGGAGGAAACUCCGAAGAAGUGCAAAGACAUCAUCAAGACAGCCCGCAGCCUGCUCAACGACAUCCAGUUUGCUCAGUUUGGAGAUGAUCCCAAGGAGGAGGUGAUGGUGUUGGAGCGCAUCCUGCUGCAGACCAUCAAGUUUGACCUGCAGGUGGAUCAUCCCUACCAGUUCCUGCUGCGCUAUGCCAAGCAACUCAAAGGUGACAAGAACAAGGUACAGAAGCUGGUUCAGAUGGCCUGGACCUUUGUGAAUGACGGCCUUUGUACCAUGGUGGCCCUGCAGUGGGAGCCACAGAUCAUAGCUGUGGCUGUCAUGUAUCUGGCUGGACGUCUCAGUAAGUUCGACAUCCAGGACUGGACCUCCAAGCAAUCAUCCCGGCGCUGGUGGGAGCAGUUUGUCUAUGAUGUGCCUGUGGAGGUGCUCGAAGAUAUCUGUCACCAGAUCCUGGACUUGUAUUCUCAGGCCAAGCAGCAGAUACCUGAUGGAGCGAUAGGGACUGGUGAAGACCCCCACCCACUGUCCAUUCUGCCCCCCACUGCCCCACCGCUGGCCAAGAAGGCCUCCCCUCAGACCAGCCCCAUGCCACCUAGACCAGCUCAGCCCUCUCCCAAAGAUGACAGCAAGCCGACUAAACUCACAAAUGUAGAACCUCCUCCACCUCCUCCUCCGCCCCCUCCUCCUCCAGUCUCCAUAAACCCAGGUCAGUGUCCUCGGUCCUUAAUGCCAUUUAACCUUAAACCCCCUUCCUCCUACACACCAGCCCCAAAUCUGUCAUCUAAACCACCCCCCCCCCCUUUACCCCAUUGCCCACCUCCACCACCUCCUCCACCCAUGGACCUCCCCACCUCCAGCUCCCUGAUGUCCAGCGAAGGUUACCAGAAGCUCCAAUCCAUGAUGACGACAGAGGGCUCCUGUUGUAGCACUGUACCCCAGGCCUGUGCUCCACCGCUGGGCUACCACCAUUACCCCCCAGGCACCACAUCCUACCACACUCCUCCACUCUCAGCCUAUAGCUACUUGCUUGCUCCUCCUCCGUUAGUGUUAGGGAUGGCCCCUAGUUUGAGCAGUGGGUACCCACCACCACCAUCAGCUGCUGGACACAAUCAGCUACCCCCUCCGCUGCCACCUGGGAUGCCUCCAGUCAGCAGUCUGAGCCGCGGUACGUGGAUGAGAUGAGUAUCACAAAGAGAGGCUCAGAUGUUUUUAUAAUGUUCUGAUUGACUUGAAAUUGCAAUUUUCACCUUUUAAGAUGAAAGGAAACAAUUCAUUGUUCUAUGGGAAAGAAAAUGCACCUAAUAUGUGACAAAUUCUGUUGUUGACUCAUUUCUGAAAAUAUGUACUUUUACACAAAUGUGAAUGUUCCGGUAGGCUUCACUUGAGCCGGCAGUGUUAGCAGAGACACAGAGGAUUGUAAAAUACAUGUCUUCCGUUAGCGCUCUUCUAAUUUGCAUUGUCAUAUUUUAAUGUAGAUAGUAUUCUCAUCUGUAUUGUCCUUUGCUCGGAUAAUCUCUGUUAUUGCCUCAUAUCCUAAUAUUGAUAGGAAGACAGUGUUCCAUACUGUUAACUUUUUAUUAGCCUAUUAAAAAGAACACAGUGACUGUAAAAGGCAGCUUUUUUUCAAUGAUUUAACUUUUUUCUUUUUCUCUGAAAAAAGUUUUGCAUUGAAGAACAAGAUGUUUCUGCUCGAUUCACGCAGAAAUUAUUAUUGUUUCCACUUUUAUUUAACUGGUAUAUAAUAAUAUUAGCUUUCUUUCAUUUGUAAAGAAAACCCUUUCAGGAGCUUAAUUGGUGUAUUUAAUGUUGUGAAUACAGAAGCACACUCUUUCAAAAAUGCUGUUGAUGUUUACUUUUUUUUUUAAAUAAAGCAUA